Messenger RNA from Aureobasidium subglaciale EXF-2481, 1493 nucleotides. RefSeq lists its product as uncharacterized. The coding region runs from base 207 to 1208 and encodes 333 amino acids. NCBI's taxonomy places the organism in Eukaryota, Fungi, Ascomycota, Dothideomycetes, Dothideales, Saccotheciaceae. Gene Ontology annotation, biological process: carbohydrate metabolic process; pentose-phosphate shunt, non-oxidative branch. Gene Ontology annotation, cellular component: intracellular anatomical structure. The record is from RefSeq and is a predicted model, not a curated record. The transcript has 5 exons. Gene Ontology annotation, molecular function: transaldolase activity.
UCGGCAAUGUUUCCUUCCAGACCAUGGAAGCUUCAUGGAACUCAGCGUGGCGCACUCGGCCGAGCUCCCUGAUUUGUAGACUGGGGAAGGUAAAGCGACUUUAGCCGGGAGAAAUAGUAAGACUCGAAAGACUUAAAAGAGAUGGCGAGAGCCUGUUGAGAGAUUUGAAGAACUACAUCCAAUUCAAACAUCUAGACGAGACAGACAUGAUGGCGAACCAAAAGACAUUGCUUUCUGAGCUUCGUGCUCGUAGUGCUAUCGAUUGUGACACCCUCGACUUGGAAGUCGCAAAGGCAUUGGGUCCAUUCGUCGAUUGUACAUCCAACCAGGCAAUCGUGAACAUUGAAUUACAGAAGCCCCAGAAUGAGCCUCUUGUGGUUGAGGCCAUUCGACAGGCUAAGCAGCUGUACGAGCAAUAUGCAACCGAAGCAACCUUCGAACAGUUUGCAUCCGAGGUCAUGGCAGUCAAACUUUCAGCAAGAAUGAUCCCCUACUUGACCGGCCGCGCUCUGAUCCAAACAAACCCCUACAACGCCUACUCAACAUCUGCCACAGUUGCAAAUGCCAAACGCAUCGUUGCAAUCUACAAGACUAUCCUGCCCUCUCACCCAAGCAAUCGUGUCUGCAUCAAGAUCCCGAGUACAUGGGAAGGCAUUGCUGCGUGUAAGGAGCUUGAGCAACAGGGUAUUGUGACUCUAGCCACCACCCUGUUUUCGAUGGAACAAGCUGCCGCAGCCUCAGCAGCUGGUUGCACUUACAUUGCACCCUACGUUAAUGAGCUACCCGUACACUUUGUACCUGGCCACAUCGACAACGACAAAGGUUUCGCUUUGACCCGCUCCUGCCAAAACUUCUACACCCGCAUCUCAUCUCGUACCCUCGUCAUGCCAGCCUCCUUGACUUCUGUAGAAGAAUGCCUGCAAGUGUCUGGUGCCCACCACAUUACCAUUUCUCCUUCUUUGCUUGCCGCUUUGGCUGCUACACCUGCUCCUGCCUCUUCUGCGCCUUUGUUCUUUGAUGAAGAGGUCAAGGGAGAGCAAGUAGGCGAUGAGGCAUUGAUGGAGGGCGUAAAGGAGGAAGCGAGUUAUAGGAUUAGGUAUACGAGGUUGAAGAAUGGGGCUGCGGAGAAGAAGUUGGUGGAUGCGAUUAAUAUUUUUGCGGACUGUCAGGACGGGAUCGAGGAGUUGGUUAGGAGGUAUGUCAAGUAGGUGGGAAGUAAAUGAGGUGGUUGCGAGAGUAUGAUGAGUGGGAUGUGUAACAUCAGUGUACUUAUUGCUUCCUCUUCUGUGUGCGUUGGAUUCGUUCCAAGGGGCAUUGCCUUUUGAACUAUGUGCAGAAUCAUGGCACGAGAAAGAAGACAAACAAAGGGAAGAGCGAAACAGGAAAAAUCGAAGGAUAGAAUAGCAAAGUAGAAGGGAACAUGGCAAGGUGAGGUGGAGUGACUUUCAUUACACCGCUUGGCCCUUAUGUUCUACUGACCGUUUCAGCUCUUG